AUGGAUACCUUCCGGUUCACCUUCAUCCCCGGUAGUACCUUCCUGAUCGAGAACGUGCCGUUCUUGCGCUACAUGCCUCCCUGGUUCCCUGGUGCCGGAUUCCAAGCCACGUGUGAGACGUGGCGCGCCGCCUCAGAGAGGAUGGUUGAGCAGCCGUACGUGCGAGUGAAAGCAAAUAUGAAUGCCGCCGAAUCCACAGAUACCAUAGUCGGUGCUGCCCUAGGUAGCGGCGGGCUGUCUGCAGAGGAGCGCGAGAUGAUUAUCAAGAAUGUUGUCUGCGUCACAUACGUGGCUGGCGUCGACAUGACACUCAGAACAUUGUCUACAUUCUUCCUGGCUUCGAACCUCUUCCCUGAGCCUCAGAAACAGGCUCAGGCCGAGUUGUACGCCGUCGUCAGCACCAACCGCCUCCCAGACUAUCCCGACCGCGACCGGCUUCCCUACGUGAACGCUCUUAUAAGAGAAUGCCACCGGUGGCUGCCCAUUGGUCCUCUGUCGUUGCCCCAUGCAACUCUCGAGGAUGAUGAGUAUGAUGGGUACUUCAUCCCUGCUGGCGCAGCAGUUCUCCCCAACAUCUCGUGA
Messenger RNA from Dichomitus squalens LYAD-421 SS1, 582 nucleotides. Its product is annotated as cytochrome P450-like protein. Gene Ontology annotation, molecular function: heme binding; iron ion binding; monooxygenase activity. The record is from RefSeq and is a predicted model, not a curated record. The coding region runs from base 1 to 582 and encodes 193 amino acids. The transcript has 3 exons. NCBI's taxonomy places the organism in Eukaryota, Fungi, Basidiomycota, Agaricomycetes, Polyporales, Polyporaceae.